AGAGCACUUUAAGGUUACCAAGUACUAGGACUACUGGUCUCGUGUCUGGUUAGAAGAAGCUUCACUCGUGGCUCAUUAGUGAUCACAAACAAAUGAUCAAUCCUGAGACAAACGCACAAUGCACAUGUUAGCAAACACAAGUGUAAUAACCAUGGCAGCCUCCUCCUCAGUAUUGGUGGCCCAAUUUUCAUACAGCGCAGCCAGUAGCUUCACUGGUCCAAAAUGCUUGGGAUUUUCCCGCCAUUUAAACCGUCAUGAAUCGGGCUUUAUUUUAUCAACUGCUACUCUCAGCUGUACAUUACAGCGCAGGACGCGGUUGCGUUGCUUAAUCACCUGCUCUGCCUCGGAUGAGCCUACCUCCUCUCCCCAAUUCAGUUCAGAUGCCAAGAUACGGAGUGAAGUUCUUACUCCAUUUCGAUCAGUCCGAAUGUUCUUUUAUCUUGCUUUUAUUGCCAGUGCUUCUCUAGGAGGACUAAUAGCUACUACCCAGUUAAUUGGUGCACUUUCCAAUCCAUCGAGAGCAGCUGAAGUGCCUAAGAUUCUUGAAGGCCUUGGCAUAGAUAUAGCAGCUGUAUCUGUAUUUGCAUUUCUUUAUUCUGGGGAUAAUAAUGCUAAGAAUGCUCAGUUGGCUAGACUGACAAGAGAGGAGAACCUUUCGAAUCUUAAGCUUCGGGUAAAUGAGAAGAAGGUUGUUCCUGUUAAUGCAUUUAGAGGAUUUGCUCGUCUUGUUAUAGUUUCUGGCCCUUCAUCUUUCAUUUCUGAGUCUUUUAAAUUUAGUGAACCUUUCACUGAGGGCCUUCUGGAGAGAGGGGUGCUUGUGGUUCCUUUUGCCACAGACGGGGAAUUACCUGAUUUUCAAUUUGAUGAGAGUGAGGAAAUGAAGGAGCUGACUGGAAAACGGAAACGGCUGUGGCAGCUAAAUCCCGUUCUCUUGACUGAGUGGUCCAAGUGGUUAGAUGAACAAAAGAAACUCGCCAAUGUUUCAUCUGAUUCUCCAGUGUAUUUAUCUCUUCGCUUGGAUGGUCGGGUUCGUGGUAGUGGAGUUGGUUACCCUCCUUGGAAUGCUUUUGUUGCACAGCUACCGCCUAUAAAGGGACUAUGGACAGGUCUUUUUGAUGGCUUUGACGGGCGAGUUUGAUUUGAUUCACUUGGUACUUACAGAGUUUUAGAUUUUUCUGGACGAGUUUGACUUGAUCCAGUUUACAGGAUUUGAUACAGAUGAAUGGGGAUCAAUCAAACAUACUUUAGGUGGCUGGAGAUAACAGUACAGGUACAUUUGUAAAUUUGAGACUUGUAUUAAUAGUCUCUAUUUUCAUACACAGCCUUUUUGAGCAAUUGUAUGUACAUAGCAGUAAUUUUAGAAUACAAAAUUGGCUGGCAACUUGUAAACCGACAGAAAGCAUUGUUUCUACUUGAAAUUGAUAAUAAGAGUCAGACUUUCUGGUGUUUUUCGUUAAUCCAGCA
Molecule: messenger RNA, 1464 nt
Organism: Daucus carota subsp. sativus
Lineage: Eukaryota; Viridiplantae; Streptophyta; Magnoliopsida; Apiales; Apiaceae
Product: protein LOW PSII ACCUMULATION 1, chloroplastic
Exons: 5
Coding region: 119-1138 (339 amino acids)
Source: RefSeq, a predicted model, not a curated record